AUGGUCUUGUCGUCGAGUGUGAGAGCACUCGCAAAGCCGGCUGAAAGCUGGAUCUGUGCAUCAUGCCGCCUCCAACAAGGUCGUGCGGCCACUCGCGCCUAUUCUGCAUGUCCCGAUAGCAGGACCAAGAACGCGUUUGGCCAUCAUAGAUAUACGCAAAGUCUUACCAAGAGACAUGCAUCCACGUCUACUGAUGGCUUUGGAUCUUCUGGACCGAGGAAUGGAAAGCUGCCAGACAGUCCAGCCAGAACCCGAUUUGCCCCUUCGCCGACAGGAUACAUGCAUAUCGGAGGACUGAGAACAGCACUAUUCAGCUACUUGCUUGCAAGACGAACGAAAGGCCAGUUCAUUUUGCGAAUAGAAGACACGGAUCAGAAGCGACUAGUCGAUGAUGCCGAAGCACGACUUUGCGAGGAUCUCCAAUGGGCUGGCUUGCAGUGGGACGAAGGACCACAAGUUGGUGGAUCAUAUGGACCUUACAAACAGUCUGAGCGAAAUGAUAUCUAUCAACAGCAUGCUAGGAAUCUGUUAGACUCAGGUGCUGCAUAUAGAUGCUUCUGCACACCUCAGACUUCCGGAGCGAGCGGUGGCAAAGCAGCGUAUGUCACGAGUGGUUGUUACCAAGAUUGCUCAUCAUUGCCAACUGAGCAAGCGCAAGACCGCGCCGAAUCGAAGCACGAAGCAUUCACGAUACGUCUGAAGCAGCCUGAGAACGUACAUAAGCGCGUGUACACAGACCUGAUCUAUGGCAAGAUACAGCGUCUAAAGCGAUCGCCCAGCGCCAGCCAAGGUGGGGAGGACGAUUCUGGCAUCGAUGCUGCGGACACGAUUCUCGUCAAGUCAGAUGGCACGCCGACCUAUCACUUUGCGAACGUCGUGGACGAUCAUCUAAUGAAGGUGUCGCAUGUCAUCCGUGGUACAGAGUGGAUGGCAAGCACGCCUCUACAUUACGAUCUUUACUCAGAAUUCGGUUGGGAGCCGCCGGCAUUUGCCCACGUUGGUCUCCUGGUCGAUGAGAAUAAGGCCAAGUUGUCGAAGCGCAGCAACACUGGACUCAUUCUUGACGUGAAAGGCAUGCGAGAGCAGGAAGGUAUUCUACCCGAAGUGCUAUGUAACUUCCUCGCGCUACUAGGUUGGAGCAAUCCUGGUCGAAACGACGUCUUGGAGAUGGACGAGCUCAUUCGGAACUUCAACCUCAAGUUCACGAAAGGCAACACGAUCGUGCGAAUGGAGAAGUUGUGGUACUUGCAGAAGCAGCAUGUAGCACGCAAGUGUGAAAGAGCUCGCGAGACCAAAUCCGUCGAGCCAGUCCAGGACCUGGUUCAACAGAUCAGAAAGGAAGCAGUAGCGACAUAUCAGGACGAGAUCUCAUCACGCUUCCCAACCACUGAAGAGCAAGACGCCUACUGCGCGCAGGUGUUGCUAGCAGACUCCAAGUCUUACCAAACGCCAAAACAGUACAUCGAACGCAACCGCUACUUCUUCAAGUACGAUCCUGAAGAGCUCACCCACAGCGAUAACUUCGCCGAUGGCGCCACGUCAAUGGCCUAUCAAUUCCUCACGCGGAAGAUGCUGGAAGACUUUGAUUUCAAGCAACCAUUCCUUGAGCCAGUCACGCCGACCAAGCCCUCUAGCACAACCCAUGACAACGCUACCGAUAUUGACCACAAGUCAACCCUUAUCCACGCCGCCACCAACCACUCGAUCUGGCGCGCCCUCGUCAAUCCCAUGUGGCUCAUGCUUCCCACCGAUAAAUACCUUGAAGCAGCCAAGUCCGGCCAGGUCCCUCAGCCUGGUGAAGAGCUCAGCCACGUUCCCUUCACAGACAAGCCGCUGGAUCUUGAGGCGUAUGCUAAGUUUGCUGCCGAUAAGGCAAGCAAUCCUGCCCUGACUGCUGCCGGGACAGAGGAGACGGUCAAGGCGUAUAAGGAGUGGAACAAGGGUAUGAUGAGGUAUUUGAGGGAGAAGCUGAGUUACGGUAUGCCGGGGCCUAGUGUGGGUGUCAUCAUGGCGAUUUUGGGGUAUGAGGAGUGUUGUAAGAGGCUUGGUGCUGAGGUGCAGGGGAGGGGAGGAUGGUGA
Molecule: messenger RNA, 2079 nt
Organism: Fulvia fulva
Lineage: Eukaryota; Fungi; Ascomycota; Dothideomycetes; Mycosphaerellales; Mycosphaerellaceae
Product: Glutamate--tRNA ligase, mitochondrial
Exons: 1
Coding region: 1-2079 (692 amino acids)
Biological process (GO): glutamyl-tRNA aminoacylation
Molecular function (GO): glutamate-tRNA ligase activity; zinc ion binding; tRNA binding
Source: RefSeq, a predicted model, not a curated record